UACUAAAACGAGGCUCAGAACGCAAACAGCUGUCCCCGCUUCCGUGGUGACGUGUACCCCGAGCAGCACACCAAUCAGGGCGGCGCUUGCUUGUGCAGCGUCGUUGUCCUAUGGCAGGUGGCGUUGGUGCUGUGCUGCGGCUUGUCAGGAAGAAGAGCUGGAGGGGAGACAUGACCGGGGCUCCGGGAGAAGAGGAGGAGUGAGGUUAACCGAGCGUGGGCGGCUUUCGUGGUGCCAGACCUCAUGUCAUUGAGCCAGAUGCUGUACAUUUCCAGGAUGGCUAACAAGUCCUAUUGAAAGAGAUCUAAGGAUCCCAUAGAAUGACGCCAAAUGCAUUUCAGGCAUGAAACCCACCACCUGCCACUGCUCUCUGUAAAAAACUGAUUUCCUUGUAACUCAGUGAGAGAGCAGUGGACGUGGUAAGAAGAUGCUGGGAUCUGAACGCGGAGUAGUGGAAGAAUGGCUCUCGGAAUACAAGGUAUUACCUGAAACUCAGCUCACCGCUUAUGCUGCAACUCUUCAUCGUAAGAAAACUCUAGUGUCUGCUCUGUAUAAAGUCAUUCAAGACCCAAAUAAUGAGCUUCUGGAACCAAUCUGCCACCAGCUUUUUGAGCUCUAUCGCAGCUCAGAAGUACGACUGAAGAGGUUUACCAUGCAAUUCCUGCCAGAGUUGAUAUCCAUCUACCUACGCCUCACUGCCAGUCGUGAUCGGCAGAGCAACGGCUGUAUUGAAGCUCUUUUGCUGGGAAUUUACAAUCUGGAAAUUGCUGACAAAGAUGGAAACAAUAAAGUACUGUCAUUUACAAUACCAUCAUUAUCAAAGCCUUCAAUAUAUCAUGAGCCAUCAGCAUUAGGGUCUAUGGCUCUGACGGAAGGAGCUUUGAGUCAGCAUGAUCUCAUCAGGGUUGUUUACAGUGAUCUGCACCCCCAAAGAGAAACCUUUACAGCACAAAACAGGUUUGACGUACUGACCUUUCUCAUGUUGUGCUACAACUCUGCUAUUGUGUACAUGCCGCCUUCCUCCUACCAGUCACUAUGCAGAAUGGGUUCUAGACUGUGUGUUGGUGGCUUCCCGCGGCAGCAUGAGAAGCGCUGGAAAGAGAUGUGUGGUCGUGUUGUGCUGGAUCCUGGCUUCAUGGUCCAACUACUCACUGGUAUCUAUCAUGCAAUAUACAAUGGAGAAUGGGACCUUGGGCAGGAGGUUCUUGAUGACAUCAUCUAUCGGGCCCAGCUGGAGCUCUACUCUCAGCCCCUAUUGGUUGCAAAUGCUAUGAAAAAUUCCCUGCCGUUUGAUGCUCCGGACUCAUCACAACAAGGGCAGAAAGUAUUGAAAGUUGAAGUGACGCCAACAGUCCCCCGUAUCUCUCGAACGGCCAUCACCACAGCUUCUAUACGUAGACAUCGCUGGAGGAGAGAGGAUGGUUUUGACCUUACAACCGACUCGAAUCCGGCCUCCCCGAUCUUGCACAUCACUCCAAGCCUAGGGGAUACUCGUGAGGGGGAUGUUCUUGUGUACCUGACACCCGAGACCAUCUCUCCAGCUGCUACUGAGGGACCUGAAGGCACCUUUACUGGAGAGGACUCCAUUAAUCUUAAUGAUGCAGAUGAAGGUUUCUCAUCAGGGGCCUCGGUUAGUAGCCAGCCUGUUGGAGCCAAACAAGCUUCAUCUUCAUCUUCAUCCCAAAGAAGUGGUUCAAGAAAAGGAGGCAGCGUUCGAUCAAUCAAAGAGAAGGAGCAACCUAGUCCAUCAAAGCCUAAUGAAAGUCGGGAGAGCACACCAAGGAAACAGCCUGUUUCCACAACUGCAGAUACUUUACUUGAAGCAAUUGAGCUAUCACCUUUGAAAAAGCACCUAAGCCUCCCAGCAGGCCAUGUGGUUGCAAAAGCAAAUAGUCUUAGUCUGAUCCGAACCGCCAGCACUUCAUCCAGUAAAUCUUUCGACUAUGUUAAUGGCAGUCAGGCAGGUGGAAGUGGUGGAAUAGAUGGAGUGACAAACCUUUCCACUUGCAACACCAACCGCUUUUCAACAAUAAGCUUACAAGAGGACCGAUUAGGCCAAGCAGGAGAGGGCAAAGACCUAUUAUCUGCUGGUGCCCCGUUGACCAAACAGUCUCGAUCCCCAAGUUUCAAUAUGCAGUUAAUUUCCCAAGUGUAGGUUCCCUACUGUCUUUUAGAAACUGUGCAGCUUUGCAUAGGAAGAGAGAGUUUUGUUAUCAUUAAGUUCCCACUCCUUUUGAUUUCCCUCAAAUAAUUAUGUUCAAGCAAAGCAAGAGCAAUACAAAUUACUGUCCCCAAAUUCUUGAUCCCUGUUCGACAUACAAGCAGUUUUUCUUGUCCAAACUCCUAGCCUUUUCUUCCCUUUCUGGGUGAAGUGCAAUUUAGGAAAAAUCCCCUUUCAUCACUGUGAGUCCACAAUGAAUUUCUGCCGGAGAGAGGGUCAACUUCAAGGAUGUUUUUGGAAUAUGCUUAUAGCUUGCACUCAAGUUACAUGAUGUCUUUAUCCACCACAUGUCCAUGUGACUUACUUUAAAUGUCAGUGGACCAUUUAGUUUGUGAAAUUAGUUUAUCAAUAACCCAGGUUACAUCUGUCUGUUUACUGUGGCUCUGGACAAUCCCAUUUCCUGCUUCCUUCUCGUAAUCUUCAGCAAACAUGUACUUUAGUAGAUAGCAUUUAUCAUCUGUUGACAACAGAUACAUUCUGAUUUCGGUUUGUUUCAUUUUCCAUUUCCCAACAUCUACGUCUUCCCUUUUUCCACAAUGUGUGGGGUUUGUCUGACCUAAGGAUUUAAACUUGGACAAAAAAAAAACCUAGAUGAAAACCAGAUUCUUGUCUUUUAAGGAUGUUCGCUUUACCUACUGGCUAA
Molecule: messenger RNA, 2864 nt
Organism: Nanorana parkeri
Lineage: Eukaryota; Metazoa; Chordata; Amphibia; Anura; Dicroglossidae
Gene: HYCC2
Product: family with sequence similarity 126 member B
Exons: 14
Coding region: 428-2155 (575 amino acids)
Biological process (GO): protein localization to plasma membrane; phosphatidylinositol phosphate biosynthetic process
Cellular component (GO): plasma membrane
Source: RefSeq, a predicted model, not a curated record